This is a messenger RNA of Parasteatoda tepidariorum (common house spider), 896 nucleotides long. RefSeq lists its product as uncharacterized. Gene Ontology annotation, molecular function: flavin adenine dinucleotide binding; sarcosine oxidase activity. Lineage: Eukaryota; Metazoa; Arthropoda; Arachnida; Araneae; Theridiidae. The record is from RefSeq and is a predicted model, not a curated record.
AAAAAGAAGCGUAACUACUAGAGCAGAAUUGGUUUUAAAUCUUCUGAUUAAGCAUUGAGUGUUUCAGUUUAUUUGCUGUCGUUACUUUUGUUUUGUUAUCAGAAUUAAACAGCUAAAUUCAGAUAACAGAUGUACUACUUUUAUUAAAGAGAUUUGGCUCUUUUUCAUAGCUUCCUGCUUCCUGCACGUUCGCGUACGUAAGCACAGUGUGUAAGUUCUAUAGCGAUCCCAGAGUGCUUUGAAGUAACUUAUACGCACCCAUCAGAAAUACGUAAUCGUACGGAUACUACGUGCAAAAAUUUAGUUUUCCUAUUCUUCAGCACAAUAGCCUUAAAAGUUUGAAUAUAACCCAGAUGACAACCUGGCCUGGCAGUGGACAAAUCUCCAGAGUGACUCGCAUAUGCUCUAUUUAAAAAGAAAAACCACGGAAAUCUCCAACCUUCUGACAAAGGAAUUGUUAAAUCAUGGUUUAUGACUUAUGCAUCGUGGGCGCUGGUAUGUUUGGCAGUGCAGCGGCUAGGCAUGCCUCGGUAAAUCCAGCUUUGAAAGUCUGCUUGUUAGGACCAGGAGAGCCGAAAAAAGAACACUAUAAGGACAGAGAAAUCUUUAGUUCUCAUUAUGAUGAAGGCAGAAUUACGCGUAUAGUGGAUGACGAUGCAGCUUGUCCUGAGCUAUGUAAGCGUUCCAUCGAAAGAUAUAAAGAGCUUGAGAAACUAUCAGGAGUGAACUUCUAUAAUUCUAUAGGUUGUUUAAUAAUUUCUGAAAAACAUGACUCCUAUUUGAAACAAGUUCAACAAGCAAGCAAUAAACAUGUUUCGACAGUCGAUUUGUCUUGUAGAGAAGCAUUCCAUAAAAGGCAAGUAGUGAUUUUUUUUUUGUAGAGAAAAGAUGAUUAA